GUGAAACAAAGGUGAGACAUUAAACAUCUGAGAGCUCAGACUUUCACACCAGACCACACUGAGGGCGAGAAGAGUCAAGGAUGACAGACGUAGAAAACCAAAAACCUGUGACUGAGAGUGUCCCUAGCUAUGGAGCAACAGCACCAAUGUAUGCCCCACCUCCAUACAUGCCCCCUCCUUAUCCUACGGGGCCUGUUAUGAACCCCCAACCUGUUCCUGUGCCAGUCGGCUUUAUCCCACCCAACUUGCCACCAGAAGAGGUCGGCAUCACCAAAACAGAAGAACCAGGUCCAGACCCAGCAGCUGUAUAUCCAGAGUUGAUUGUAUCAUCAUUUGACGAUAAAAUCAUUCGGAAGGCAUUUAUCAGAAAAGUGAGCAUUUCAGGCGUAAAAGUAAUGAUUGCUCCAAAUACUGAUUUUCAUUAUCAUUUCAAAUCUCUCUUUUUACCCAUGCAGGUGUUCAGUGUGGUAACAAUUCAGUUACUAGUCACGUUCACUGUAGUGUGCGUGUUCACCUUCUCUAAUACGGUCAAGUUAGCGGUUCAGAGAAACAUCUGGGUGUACCUCAGUUCAUAUAUUAUCUUUGUAGUGGUGGGCACAUGUCUUGCUGUGUUCUCCUCAUUCAGUCGCAAACAUCCCUGGAACCUGGUGGGACUGUCAGUGGUCACUCUGAGUCUGUCCUACAUGGUGGGAACCGUAGCCUCAUAUCACGACACACCUGCUGUGAUCAUCGCUUUAGGAUCAACUAUGAUCAUCUCAUUCACCAUCAUCAUUUUCUCUGCACAGACUCGCUUGGACUUCACCAUUUGUAAUGGUAUUCUGCUCAUAUUGGCCAUCGACUUACUCAUGUUUGGAUUCUUCAGUAUCUUUUUCUACUCCACUGUUCUGCAAAUUGUCUACGGAUGUCUGGGAGCUCUUCUUUAUGCCUUGUUUCUGGCAGUGGAUUGUCAGCUGGUGAUGGGGAGGCAAAAGUACAGCCUUGAUCCUGAAGAGUACGUCUUUGGUGCCUUAAUUAUCUACUUGGAUAUCAUUAUGAUAUUCCUCUACAUACUCAUGAUUUUGGGUGGAGGCUCCAAAAAUUAAACUUACACAUGUGACACUCCCUGUCUGCACAUGCUGGCUGAUAUUCAACCUUUUGACCUCAAAUAUUCUUACAGCACUGCUAUGCUUUCUCUACUGGUUAAGUCAUCAUGGUACUCGAUGGCACAUAUUGUAAAUUACCAACUGUUGAUCACAAGAACCUUUUGUAAGUCUUAAAUAUUAUGCCUUAUGUAAAUGCCUUAAAUGUUAUAAAUGUGAAAAACAUCCCACCGAUGUGAAUCAUGAAAUACUUGCCACUUGCGACCCUGUAAACAUGUGGCUGCUUACUUAAAUAAAUUGUUAUUAAAUAAA
This is a messenger RNA of Labeo rohita (rohu), 1391 nucleotides long. Its product is annotated as protein lifeguard 1. Gene Ontology annotation, cellular component: endoplasmic reticulum; Golgi apparatus; membrane. Gene Ontology annotation, biological process: negative regulation of apoptotic signaling pathway. The record is from RefSeq and is a predicted model, not a curated record. Lineage: Eukaryota; Metazoa; Chordata; Actinopteri; Cypriniformes; Cyprinidae. The transcript has 6 exons. The coding region runs from base 81 to 1082 and encodes 333 amino acids.